Messenger RNA from Ahaetulla prasina, 987 nucleotides. RefSeq names its product neuropeptide B (gene NPB). The transcript has 2 exons. NCBI's taxonomy places the organism in Eukaryota, Metazoa, Chordata, Lepidosauria, Squamata, Colubridae. Gene Ontology annotation, molecular function: G protein-coupled receptor binding. The record is from RefSeq and is a predicted model, not a curated record. Gene Ontology annotation, biological process: G protein-coupled receptor signaling pathway; feeding behavior. The coding region runs from base 392 to 787 and encodes 131 amino acids.
GGAACCUUCACUCUGGUCUCCUCUCUCGACGGAGGAGUGAGCCCAGCGCGUCGUUGUUCGAGUCUGUUUCUUCCGUCCAAAGGAGAAACGGGAGGCGGCCUUGUGGAGCCCCACAACGCUUUGGAGUGUCAACUCGCGGACGCGGAUAAAAAUGCUAAAGCAAAACCCGAUCGAGAAGCUCAGCUUGGAACCAGGAGUCCUCCCCGCCCGCCCUGCCGUAGUAGGCAGCAUCCCUGCGAAGAGAGCGCCGCGUCACGUGCUCGCCCGUCUCCACCGCCCGCUCCGGGGCUUCUGAGCCGCCUGGCUGGUCCCCGCUCCUGCCUCCCCGGUGUUAUAAAAAGAGGCGCCCGAUGGCGACCUCCCAGCCCAGCCGUCGCAAGCCUCUCGCACCAUGAGCGGACCACCGACCCUGGCGCUGCUCUUCCUCACCCUGGCCCUGCUGCUCAGCCCGCCCGCCGGGGCUUGGUACAAGCAGGCAGCCGGCCCCAGCUACUACUCGGUGGGCAGGGCGUCGGGGCUUCUCUCUGGCAUCCGCCGUUCGUCUUACAUGCGCCGCUCCGACAACGGCGCCGCGGACAGUAGUGGCGAGGACGGCCCCGCCGCAUCCUCUCUCGCCAUGUCCGAGUCGCGCCAGAGUUUGGGCGGGCUGCGCAACCUGGCAGUAUGUGUGAAGGAAGUAGCUCCAGAACUGCAAAGCUGCCAGCUACUGCCUGCUGUGCCCAGCAUCAUUCAGUGCAAGGCAGAUGUCACUGUCUCUUUGGACCCCACUGACUGUACUAUCCCAUGAGCCUUGGGCAGGUGGCCUUCCCUAUAAAUUCUAUGGAGGCACCUGAAGGGGGGACAGGCAGCCAAGAGAUGGAUUUACUCUCUGUGUCAAUGGAGGUUGGAUUUGCGGGUGGUGAGGAAUAUGGUUUUAUUUUUAUUUUUUCUGCAUCUGUUAAUAAAUGUGUUUUAAAAGGCUCCAGUGACCACCUGUUUCUUGUAUGA